Messenger RNA from Trichoderma atroviride IMI 206040, 1024 nucleotides. RefSeq lists its product as uncharacterized. The record is from RefSeq and is a predicted model, not a curated record. Lineage: Eukaryota; Fungi; Ascomycota; Sordariomycetes; Hypocreales; Hypocreaceae.
AGAGAAUGCGACGGCUUAGUUUAUCUUAUCAGCGCCGUCUCUCGGCCUGAAUUUCUAGAUGCAUCCACCGUAGCAGCGCUAUAGCCACGGCCUUGGCUCUAGCCUUGGCCUCUGUUUUAGCGGCCUUGGGAGUCUUCAGCAGUUGUCAUGCACUGAUCGCCUCUUGACUUGACGUCACAUUUCGUAAAGAUCGGAAAUGGGCGAGCUCUCUAUAUAAGUCCCGGCCAUGACAUCUUUUUUGGCGCAAAAGCCAAGAUAUCUCAGUCGACAUUGCAGCUUCCAGUAUCUAUACGCUUCUAUCCCUUUGACUUUUGCCGAGACCAAGUAGAAAAAGUAAUAGCCAUCAUGCACUCGCCAUCCAAGAAUCAAGACAGCCCGUCGCAGGCGCCACCAGUCAAGGAGCAGCUCGACUUCAAGCAGCAGCUCGACCAAAAGGCAGAUGAGAGUCGUACUCGUGAGAACGGCAAUGGAGGAGAAUCAUUCAUCGAAACGGUUGUUCACAAGAUCUCACAAGCCAUUCCAGCUACGGUGCCCAUUCUUGGCGGAUCAAAUCCAGAGGGCAAGGUGGAAGACGAAGGAGAAGCCGGUCCUCCUAAUCGGCCAGAGAACGACGUCCAGAUCGAGGAGUUUGUGAGGGAGCAGCAUCGAAGCAAGUAUGUCGGAGAGACUGACGAGGGCGCGAAUCUUUCAAAGGCAUGAGUCCAUGCAUGUGUAAAGUGGAAAUACACAUACCAGGUCGAAUGUACUUUUAAUCAAUUUUGCUUCUUUUCGCUUCAAACAGAGAUGCCCACAUCGUCAUGACAAUUUUCGUUUCACCAUCGCACAGGCAUUUCUACGAGCCGUUUGCACGCAGCAAACCCAUGCAAACUACACACAGGAGCUCACGACAAGAGACAGCCCAUUGCCCAGGCAGGCUCAAGCGAUUUUAACUCGACUACAAAGCAUCUGCGAAGAAAAUGCACCGACAUUCAUUCGUUCAGCUCGUGUUCAGCGGCACCUUGGCGCUACACCAAGGGCGCGCACG